This is a messenger RNA of Pararge aegeria (speckled wood butterfly), 2702 nucleotides long. It is a transcript of the gene mol, whose product is annotated as dual oxidase maturation factor 2. The coding region runs from base 324 to 1613 and encodes 429 amino acids. NCBI's taxonomy places the organism in Eukaryota, Metazoa, Arthropoda, Insecta, Lepidoptera, Nymphalidae. The record is from RefSeq and is a predicted model, not a curated record. Gene Ontology annotation, biological process: protein transport. The transcript is spliced from 11 exons. Gene Ontology annotation, cellular component: endoplasmic reticulum membrane.
ACGACGGCACUCAACCGGUGACCUCCCGUGCGAUUUCCUAGUGACUAGUGUUGUGUGAACUUUGUCCCAUAUGAGUAAAGGGACGGCAAGGACUACGCUAGCCGAUAUCGACAGGUCGAUCGUCAACGCCGGUUUCAUAUUGUGACUUAAGGCUGCUGUGAAUUCUUACCAAGUGAUAAUAAUGCAGUGGUUGUACCUACCUACCUGUACAGUUGUAUGUGUGUUGUGCAAUGAACAGUGAAGUAUUGUGACUUUGGUUAGCACGCGGAAAUGAAAAGAGAAAAGUACAAGGAGACGCGUUUUGGAUUCCGGCGCGGUGAGCGAUGAAGGGGUGGUUCGACGCUUUCCGCGAGGAAGGCGGGCCGACCCUGUACGCUUACCACAACCGCACGGCUGUGGCCGCGGAUGUGCCAGCGCUGGCACUCCUCGUCGCGGCACUCACCCUCUACAUCGCGUUCCUUGCUGUGUUCCCCGGAAUCAGAAAAGAGAGAUUUUCCACAUUCACGAUAGUCACCCUAAGUCUGUUCGUGGGCACUGUGAUUUUAGUAUGUAAGCACGGGUCUUCGUGGCAUGUAUCCGGGGCACGCGUGUCCCGUGCCGCGUACCGCGCGUUCUCAGCCGACCGCCUCGAUUGCUGGCUCGCCAUUCACGUCGGCUUGGGCCACGUCAAUGUCUCACUCACCGCGCUGUCAUGGGGAAACUUGUCACAAGGAGACCCCGGCGUGGACUACAACGAACAGUUCCGAUGGGAGGAGGCUGGUGCCAUCCAGGAGUGGUAUCGCGCCGGCCUUCUACGAGGUCUACCAUACCCUGUACUGUCUGUCGCUGAACAUUUUGCAGCGGAGCACGAAGGCUUUGAAUGGGGUGCUAAAUAUAGGGCAGCCGGGUACACAACCACCACACUGCUUUGGACGGCGCUGGCUUUAUGGCUGCUCAUGAACCUCCUCCUGGUCGUGGUGCCCCGGUACGGUGCAUACGCUAUGGCAUCCUUAGGCGUGACACUGUGCACAGCUGCAGGCGGUUAUUGGGCAUCCUUACCACACGUCCCUUUAAUUGUCAGACUUGAUGGAGCUAUGCUGUUCUUCUCAUUGGGUUGGUGCUUCUGGCUUGUUCUCAUUGCCGGUGGUAUAUGCCUAGUUGUUGGACUGUUAAUAGCGGCAUUGGAUCUAGUCUGGCCGCAUAAGUUCUCGACUGUACUAGAGGUGGACUACGAUACGCCAUACGACAGACACGUCCUCAUAGUCGAUAGCAGGCAGCGGGCGCGGCCGCAAACACAAAGCUCACUACCUUCUAGAAUACUGAGGAGGCUAUCAUCAAAAAAUUCCCAGCGGCAUGUCUCGAUGAGCAUAGUCAAUGAGAGUUCGGGCCGGGACAACCCAGCUUUUUCGCCUGAGCAGCGGAAACCUAACUCACCGUGGAGGUAUCCGCUUUUUAGACGACAAAUCGACCGCGCGGACUCUGCAUCGAGUUUAGGGUCAAGUAUAAAUGGUAACAGUUCCGGUAUCAAGAUGUCGCCACUGGCAAGCAGCCCGCCUUCUGGUUCAGUUACUAUGUCGCCGCAGAGGUAUCGGCCUCAAUUACCAGCAACUGAACGCGUGAAAGAUAUGUGGUGAAAAUAGAAAAUAGGACAUUUUGAAAGUGUGGAUUUAUAAAAAAAAAAAAAAAAAAUUGUCGAUCUCUUUAAAUUAUGAGGGCGACUGCGGUCAACAAAAAAACCUCUUUAAAAAAGUAUUAUUUCAUUCAAAUUUAAACCUGAGGUCUAACGUUAUAGUAAGUGUUUAUAAGGGCUCUUAGAUACGAGUAUUAUAAAGUAAAGUGUAAAUAUGUACCUAUUAACUUAAAAAUUAGUACCUAAGUCCAUUAAAUUAUAAAUUCAGCCCAGUGUCAUAAGUAAAAUAGUGAAUACGAAUUUUUAUGCCUCGGAAAAUCAUGUAAUUUUGUGGUAGAAUUAGUUAUUAGUACGAUCAUAUCGACACAAGUGAAUAAUUUGUGCCAUUUGUAAAAAUUAUGUAUUGACCUUAAGUCGCCGUUAUCAAGGCGGAUCUAUUAACUAAAAGUUGGUCUGAAAGGAUAAUAUAAAAUUAAUGCCAUCUUGAAUCCGCCAGGCGUGUGUAUUUAAGAAGUCAAAUUAAAGUGAAAUCAUCCUACUUAAUUCGCAUUCAUUACUCUUAACACAAAAUCGUAGACAUUUUUAUAACAAAUCAUACUGUUAUAAGUAAAUUUCAUCAUCAACUGUUUUAGAUUUUAAUCAUAAUAAAACUAUGGUUCCUUUACGGGAUGUCAUACCUAAUACGGAAUAAGUCACCUCAGCUGCAAUAUAUUUAGAAAUGCGUAUUAUUAAACAUUAUUUUGAAAGUUUUAUAGGUGUAGGUGGAAAGCAGUCAUUUAGUAAUAACAUUUAUUUUUAAGUUAUUUAUUUUUAAUAGUUGCCAAACAUAGUAAUUAUUAUGUAAAACGCAUUUGUUCUAAGUGGCUACGUGCCGUCUUUCUUUCUCUGUUAUUGUAGUAACAUCAAUCACAAUAAAACUAGAUAUUAAUUUAUGUACUGCAUCACAUAGAAUUUUACAAGUAAAGUUAUUUUCAAUGUUGUGAAAAUGUGUUUCCAAUAGUGAUUAUGUAUUAAGCCAUUUUGUAAUUAAUUGUAAAAAGUGAGAAAGAAAAGUAAUAUUUAUUGUGAUCAAAAUAUACCAAUUGAGAACUUA